Messenger RNA from Strongylus vulgaris, 1530 nucleotides. NCBI's taxonomy places the organism in Eukaryota, Metazoa, Nematoda, Chromadorea, Rhabditida, Strongylidae. The record is from the annotation of a GenBank genome assembly.
AUGUUUGCUUAUUUGUAUUAUAUUCGUCAAGAUUCAUCCUCUGCUAAAGAGAUAAGAGUUUUUUUAGAAAGUGAAGAAUGUAAAAAAGCAGUGAGUGACGAGAUACCAAAUCCUACAACUCUUAGCCACCUUCGUGAUUUUUCAGUGUUGGAUCACAAAGGUUUCGCAACACCUGCAGAGUUGGAGGCCCUGCCGAUUAAUCGCCUUAUCCUACAUACACAAUAUCUCCUACAAUUGCAUAACUGUGAUGACGCAUAUCAAGGUCUUCUCCAAGCGGCCAUUUUCGAACUGUCUAGGAGAUUUAUUCAGCUCAAAGCAUUUGCUCCAUGCUUGUCGCUUUUGGAGAAGUCUUUCGGAAGCGAGGUUAUAAUCGAAAAAUGCAAGGUUCUAAUUGCAAAGGGAGACGAAAGCACAGCUGAACAUUUACUGCGUUCUCUUCUUCAGACCACGGUAACCGUUGAGCCUGAGAUUGAAAUAGAAGCACGUUGUUUGUUAGCGGAGCUAUUUGCGGGUCCCAGAAAUUUACUGGAUCAAGCCGUCGCCUUUCUGCAGGAGGCUCUCGAUAGGUUUGAUAAGUCUAUCAUCAAGUCUGAGUCGCGUUUGCGGUAUUUUUCUCUAAUUCAUCGACUGACAGCUCGCCAGCUAUACAAUAUUGAGGAGCACUUGGAGUCAAGAGCAUUCCGUAUGAGAGAGGACGCUAUCCGCGAAUGGAGCAAGCAGCAAGAACAAGCUUCACAAAGGCCACCAUCCAUGGCUGCUCGACGUAUCGAGUGUGAACUCAGGUGCGAAAAAGAAGCAGUAGAGACAGUUAAGAAAAAAUUGCUCUCUACAGCUGUGGCUACAGUUUCUGCUGGAUUAGAAGCUCUGAAGCUUCUGUCAGAACCUUACAAGAAACAACCACUCCAACCAAAACAUAUAAAUGAUGCAGUUCUUAGACACAUCUUCCCACUUAUCGACGUUAUAUUCCGUUUUGAUGAUAACGUGGACGUCGUGAGAGAACUUAAAAUGUAUGUUGGAAGCGGUAUGGUACCAGCUGUAUGGGUUCAGGUUAUAAUUACGAAGCUUAUCAUGGCAUACCCUUAUCACGUCCUCCAUAGUGUUCUCCUCUACAAAUUUGACGAGAAUCGUGCCCCAGUUGUGCAAAGUAUGCUGGAAGAAGCGGAACGUCGGAUUGCCAAUGAAAAAGAUCGCGCACGCCUUCAUGAGAUUAUUGAAGAUAUGACUGCAGCACACGUGGCUUAUCUGCAGUUCGUUGCUCUAAAGAUGAACGACACGCGAUUUUUCGAAAAACGAGGGAAUUCAGCUUUAUACUAUAUGUUAGGCAAUGUAUCCAUUAUGAGCAGGAUCGAGAUUCUAAAGCGAGUUCCAUUGCCGGUUGUUGAGCAAAAGCUUGGAUUUCCUCGCGAUUAUUCUGGUGAUGAGCUGGUGAAAUGGGAGGUGAUCGAACGAGAAUGCAUGCAAGCGGAUGGCCUAUCGGCACCAAAAAUAACUAGAAUAUAUAUAGUGGUCCAUACUCACGACUUUUUAUAA